AUGCUGAGGGCAAGCUGUGGAGACUGCAGCCCUCCCUGCCCUGAGUUGGGUUCCCAAAUCCUGGAUGGCACCAUCUGGGGCGGCGCUCGGGGCAUUUGUUCGCUGCGCUGGUGUUAUGUGAAGGGCCCCAAUGCUUGGAACCGGUGCGAGGACGUUUUGGAGGAUUUGCUGACGCCACGUCCAGUUCAUCAUCGCAUGCUGGUAUCUAUGAACAUCCCCUACAGCUGGGUGAACCAUUCAGCUGCAUAUGACUUUCAUGGGUAUCGCGAUGGGUUGCUGCGCGCCAUGCGAGAAGAUGUGGUGCAGGAGCUCCAGGUGAAAAACUUCGAUGUCGUCCACAUGGACCUUCUUGAGGAUCCGCAGGGGAACGAGAAAGCUUCCACUCUGGAGCUCAUCUUCCACUUUCCCACUGCCCACGACGCCUCUCGAGCCUUGAGCUUGGCCCAAGACCACACCUGGCACUUCGGACGAGCAGCUCAACAUGCCAAGCUGCCUGAGCCGCUGAGGGCGCUGCUCACGCAGAUGGAAGAGCUGGACACGGCACAGGUUGCUUAG
Messenger RNA from Durusdinium trenchii, 555 nucleotides. Lineage: Eukaryota; Dinophyceae; Suessiales; Symbiodiniaceae. The record is from the annotation of a GenBank genome assembly.